UUUUAAAUGAGUAAUAUAUAGAACAACCAUUUCCAAUUCUAAUUACUACUAGUAUUUUGCCUAAAUAUGGAAUCUGAAUCAUCCUCCUUACAAUGGCCACAACCUUGUCGCCACUUUAAAUUUCCUGAAAUCCGAUCAGCAACCAGAAACUUCGAUGAAUCACUAGUUAUUGGGCAUGGGGGAUUCGGAAAAGUUUACAAAGCUACCAUUCACGAUGGAUCAAGUCUUGUUGUUGCUGCCAUUAAACGACUGGAUUCCAAGUCCGAUCAAGGAGCCGAUGAGUUUUGGGCCGAAGUGAAGAUGCUUUCCAAGUUACGCCAUUGUCACUUAGUAUCUUUGAUUGGUUAUUGCGAUGAUGGGAAAGAAAUGAUCCUUGUCUACGAAUAUAUGCCUCAUGGAUCACUUGAAGAUCAUCUCCACAAACAUUCUACUCAUCUAUCAUGGCUUCAGAGGCUCAAACUCUGCAUCGGUGCUGCUCGUGGGUUAGAUUACCUCCACACGGGUACAGGCAUCGAGUUCGGAGUCAUUCAUCGUGAUGUGAAGAGUGCAAAUAUUUUGUUGCAUGAAAGUUGGGCUGCUAAAAUAGCGGACUUUGGGUUGUCCAAGAUAGGCCCAAAGGAUCAGCCUUUGAGUCAUGUAUUGACUCUUGUGAAAGGAACUUUCGGGUAUCUAGAUCCAGAUUACUUCUUAACUGGAAGGUUGACUAGAAAGUCCGAUGUUUAUGCUUUUGGGGUGGUUUUGUUUGAAGUGUUGUGUCGGAAACGUGCAUUGGAUGUAAGUCGUGAUAAGGAGGAGCAUCACAGUUUAGCAAGAUGGGUAGAAGAUUGUAUCAAAGAAGGCACUUUGAAGCAUUUGAUUGAUUCUGAUAUAAGGGAUCAAAUAUUACCAAAAUGUUUGAAAGGGUUUGUUCGUAUUGCAGAGCGUUGUUUGCAUAGCAGUAGAAAACAUCGUCCUACAAUGGCUGAAGUUGUGGUUACUCUUGAGUCUGUAUUGGCCUUACAAGAGAAAAACGAUAAUUCAUUGCAAUCGGGGAGUAGAACAAUAAUUGGUAGAAUGGUUGAUAUGUUACCAUUUGCAUAUAAUGCAGAGAAUUCAGGUUGGGUUGACAAGAACACUUUUAGCCCUUCAACCCCUGGUGUUGAAAUUGCUGUUACUGUUAAAAAAACACGCCAAGAAAGCUUUCAAGGACAUGAUGAAUGGUUGGGAUCUAGAGCAGUAGAUUGUUUCACAGAAUACGGUGAAUGGAGUAGGUAUAAACUAGAGGAGGUGAUAGGUACAGGAAGCUCAGGUGUUGUGUGUUCAGCAUUUGAUACUUUUGUUGGAGAAAAAGUAGCUAUAAAAAAGAUAAACGACAUUUUUGAACAAGGCUUUGUUGCCACUCGCAUCCUUCGUGAGAUUCUGCUUCUUAGGCUCCUUCGACAUCCAGACAUUGUGGAAAUAAAACAUAUCUUAUUGCCUCCUUCCAGAAGAGAAUUCAGUGAUAUAUAUGUUGUUUUUGAGCUUAUGGAAUCCGAUUUACAUCAGGUUAUAAAAGCAAACGAAAAGUUAACACAAGAACAAUGUCGCUUCUUUCUCUAUCAGCUUCUUCGAGGAUUGAAAUACAUGCACUCAGCAAAUGUGUUUCAUAGAGAUCUAAAACCGAAAAAUAUUUUGGUCAAUGCUGAUUGCAAGGUCAAGAUAUGUGACUUUGGUAUUGCAAGAGUUGUCUUCAAUGAUACACCUACUGCAGUAUGCUGGACAGAUUAUGUUGCAACAAGAUGGUAUAGAGCUCCUGAAUUGUGUGGAUCUUUUUUCUCUAAGUACACACAGGCUAUAGACACAUGGAGCAUUGGUUGUAUUUUUGCAGAACUUUUAACUGGAAAGCCUCUCUUCCCUGGGAAAAGUGUGUUUCAUCAGUUGGAUUUGAUGACUGAUCUUUUGGGAACACCAUCAACCGAAGCUAUAUCCAGAAUACGACAUGAGAAUGCAAUGAAAUACUUAAGCAAAAUGAGGAAGAAAAAGCCGAUUCCCUUCUCCAGAAAGUUUCCAAAUGCAGAUCCACUUGCUCUUCGAUUAUUAGAAAGAAUGCUUGCUUUUGAUCCUAACAAUCGUCCUACUGCUGAAGAGGCUCUUUCGGAUCCAUAUUUUAAGAAUUUGGGUAAAGUUGAGAGGGAGUCUUCUUCUCGACCUAUCACAAAGAGGGAAUUCGAGUUUGAAAAAAGAAGACUAAGUACAGAAGAUAUACGUGAACGUAUCUACAAGGAGAUUCUUGAAUAUCAUCCCAAUAUGUUGAAGGAUGGAUGCGAACAACCAGGCUUCAUGUAUCCAAGUGCUUUUGACAAAUUCAAGAAGCAAUUUUCUGAUAAGGAGGAGCAUUACAGCAAGGGUAAAGUUGCUUCUCCCCUACUGAGACGCCAGUCCUUAUCUUUGCCAAGGGCUUCCAUUUUAUACCCAAAAGAGACUACACAAACUAGUUCAAUCAAAGAAUCCAGGACACAAUGCAUGACUUCUGAGAUGCCAAAUUCCAUACCACUUCUACAAUUUCCUCAAAGUACUCAAGGUUUGAUGAUUCAGUGAAUGAGAUUAUAUUUGUAUUAUUCUUAUGUCAUUGGUUUUAGUGAUAGCUUUGCUAGUAGGUGGGAGGUGAUUCUUGGUGUUAACUCUUGUUGUAAAAGUAUACAAGGAAGAACCCCUUAAAAUUCAUAUAUUUAAGCUUACAAA
Lactuca sativa (garden lettuce) is the source of this 2700-nucleotide messenger RNA. RefSeq names its product mitogen-activated protein kinase 15. Lineage: Eukaryota; Viridiplantae; Streptophyta; Magnoliopsida; Asterales; Asteraceae. Gene Ontology annotation, molecular function: MAP kinase activity; ATP binding. Gene Ontology annotation, biological process: protein phosphorylation. The record is from RefSeq and is a predicted model, not a curated record.